Messenger RNA from Prosopis cineraria, 1815 nucleotides. RefSeq lists its product as uncharacterized. Gene Ontology annotation, biological process: amino acid transmembrane transport. NCBI's taxonomy places the organism in Eukaryota, Viridiplantae, Streptophyta, Magnoliopsida, Fabales, Fabaceae. The transcript has 16 exons. Bases 384 to 1637 code for a protein of 417 amino acids. The record is from RefSeq and is a predicted model, not a curated record.
AUCCACUCAAGAAAAGGAACAAGAACGAGAUGAUCAAGAACUCGAAAUUGAACGGCUAUUCUCGAACCUCAACCAAGCAACUUUGCAAAGGGAACCUGGGAGCUUAUCCAGUGCAAUUUUCCUGGUUGCAGGCACCACGGCGUAGUAGAAGCGUGGAAAGGCGACAAUUUUUAAACGGUACUAAAUGCCACUAGCGUGGCUGGCUCUUCAAAGCAAAUCAGAGAGGGAGAAUCAAAUUCUACUAUAACUGGAGAUGGUUGAGAGUAACUUUUGGUAGCAAUAUUAAACAGUGUCCUCUAUACCUUGGUCUCGUUUUUGUAUUUCUCUGAGACGCAGGCUCUCCAAAAAAGGAGUGGUGCUUGUAUUAGCGUCCAUGCCAUGCCAUGCCAUGCUCACUGUGGCCCCCUGCUUCUGUGCGUGGAUGUCAGGAAAGAAAAAUAAGGGGAAAGACUAUACGAAAAAGAGAGGUGGAAGGAAAAAGGGCACCAAGCUCCCAUGUGGGAGCAGGUAUCCUUGCAGUUCCUGCAGUAACACAAGAAGCAGGCUUUUUGACCUCUGCAGUUGUAUGCAUCCUCUGUUGGGUAUUCAUGGUUGUGACAGGUUUGCUCAUUGCUGAAGUGAAUAUCAGCACCAUGUGUGAACUAGGUUCUGGUGGUGUUUCACUGGUAUCAAUGGCCAGGAGAACUUUAGGGACAGUAGGCGUUCAAAUUGCAUGUUGGUCAUACAUCUUCAUCCAUUAUGCCCUCCUUGUUGCAUAUGUAGCUCGUUCUUCAGAUAUCUUGAUGAAUUUUCUUGGAAUUCCCUCAUGGGAAAGUGCAACUUUGUUUUCAUUGGUUUUUGGAGGCAUAUGCUUUUUUGGAAGCCAGCGCUUUAUAGGUGCAGUUAAUGGGAUUCUUGUAUUUGGAAUCGUUAGUACGUUUGCAGCUCUCGUGGCAGUGGCAAGUGGAGAUCUGCACUGGGAUGCUCUUCUUAAGGCCAACUUCCAAGCAGCUCCCAUGAGUAUACCUAUCAUUGCGCUUUCUUUUGUUUACCAGAAUGUGGUGCCUGUUCUUUGCACGAAUCUUGAAGGGGACUUAUCAAAAGUAAGGAGUGCAAUUGUCUUAGGCACUGGUAUACCUCUUAUUCUCUUUCUUGUCUGGAAUGCUGUUAUCCUAGGAACUGUUGGCAAUAAUGAAAUGGGACUGGACCCAUUACAGCAAUUGAGAUCCACAAAUGGAAUAGUUGGACCUAUAGUUGAAGCAUUCUCGCUUCUUGCAAUUGCAACAUCUUACAUUGGAUUUGUUUUGGGCUUGUCAGACUUUCUUGCAGACUUGUUGCAGCUCCCAUCUGGUCAAAACAAGCCCCUGCCUUAUAUUUUAGCUUUAGUCCCACCGCUGAUACUCUCAUUGUUGGACCCAGAAAUAUUUUUUAAAGCCUUAGACUUUGCUGGAACCUAUGGAGUGUUGGUGCUCUUUGGAAUUGUUCCAGCUUCGAUGUCUUGGUCUGAUAGGUAUUCGAAUUCAAAUUCACCUCCACCUGUGAGACUACCUGAGCUUGUUCCUGGAGGGAAGAUAACUCUACUGCUGGUUCUUGGAGGUUCUGGAUAUGUAGUUCUUUCUGAAUUGCUUGAGAACUUUCAGAGCCUUCAAAAGAUUUAAUAUUAUUUUUCCAUUUCCCCCAUGGUUAAAGCGCUGAAUUAUUGCAGUCAUUGUUGUAAUUGUCAUCCUAUUUGUCUUAGUAUAUAGAAUAGAAUAGAAUGAAAAUAAUUGUAAAGGAAUAAAAAUUAUAGUCAUAUUUCUAAAUAAUAAUUAAAGAUAUAAUAAAUAUUUUAUUUUA